ACAAAGAUGAAAACUAAGACAGCCAAAAGUAUAAAAUCUGGAGAACAUAGCCAAAGGAAUUAGAAGACAAAUAUUUGGUUUGUCUUCUUACUUUGACCAUUCAGACCGUUUUGUGUUCCUCCCAGAUUCCAGGCAAGUUAUAUUCUCUUCUGGUAUGUGUUUUUUUUUCUGUUCUAAGACUGUUCAUGUUCUUGGUUUUGUCAUUUUGGUAAAUAUAUCACUAAAUUUGCUACAUCAAAAAUCAUUUCUCUUUUUGUAUUGUGACUGUAUCCAGGUUUGAUGGGGGAUUCUUCUGAAAAUUCAAAAAGAGUUAAGCUUAGUGAUGGGAGAUUCUUAGCUUAUAGAGAAAGUGGAGUUCCAAAGGAGGAGGCAAAAUACAAGAUCAUUCUUGUUCAUGGCUUUGGAAGCUCUAAAGACAUGAACUUCUCUGCCUCAAAAGAGCUAAUACAAGAGCUUGGUGUGUAUCUUCUAUUCUAUGACCGUUCUGGAUAUGGAGAGUCAGAUUCAAAUUCAAAACGUUCACUGAAAAGUGAAGUUAAUGACAUAGUAGAACUUGCUGAUCAGUUGGAGAUAGGACCCAAGUUUUACCUAAUUGGAUUAUCCAUGGGAUCUUACCCAACCUGGGGUUGCCUAAAACACAUACCUCACACGCUAUCUGGUGUGGCUUUUGUUGCUCCGGUUGUGAAUUACUGGUGGCCAUCGCUUCCUAAGAAUCUUAUAAAGGAAAAUUACAUGGGAGGUCUUAUCAGAUGGGGUUUAAGGAUAUCGAAACUUGCACCUGGACUGUUACAUUGGUUAGUUAUAUUUACACAAAAGGUCUUGGCAUCAACUAGUUCGGUUCUUGAGAGCAAGCAAGUCUACUUCAGUAGCCAUGACAUGGAGGUGCUCAAGAGAACCACUGGCUUUCCUAUGUUCACUAAGGAAAAGCUACGUGAAAGAGAUGUUUUCGACACUUUAAGAGAUGAUUUCAUGGCUUGUUUCGGACAAUGGGACUUCGAACCAGCAGAUCUAAGAAUUACUCAAGAGAGUAAUGUACACAUCUGGCAUGGGAAGGAAGACAAAGUUGUUCCGUUUCAACUUCAAAGAUGCGUGCUGCAGAAGCAACCUUUGAUCAACUACCACGAGAUCCCUCAAGGUGGACAUCUCAUCGUGCACUACGAUGGCACUUGCGAUGCGAUUCUACGUGCGCUGUUGCUUGGUGAAGAAAAAAAAAUCUGUAUAAACCAGUUCCUGAUGAAACCAUGUAAAAAAAAAGUUGAUUAG
Messenger RNA from Brassica napus (rape), 1263 nucleotides. RefSeq lists its product as uncharacterized. NCBI's taxonomy places the organism in Eukaryota, Viridiplantae, Streptophyta, Magnoliopsida, Brassicales, Brassicaceae. The coding region runs from base 280 to 1263 and encodes 327 amino acids. The record is from RefSeq and is a predicted model, not a curated record. The transcript is spliced from 4 exons.